Messenger RNA from Siniperca chuatsi (mandarin fish), 1064 nucleotides. RefSeq lists its product as uncharacterized. The coding region runs from base 369 to 1052 and encodes 227 amino acids. Lineage: Eukaryota; Metazoa; Chordata; Actinopteri; Centrarchiformes; Sinipercidae. The record is from RefSeq and is a predicted model, not a curated record. The transcript is spliced from 2 exons.
CAAGAUAAUCUAUACAAGUUAAGACCUUGUGCGCAAUAUAUGAAUAUUAAAUAUUAUCUUUCGGGAAAAAAUCAACUGUAGAAAUAAAAACCGGACAAUUAACUUUCUCUCUCUCACACACACACACACACACACGCGUGCGUCAGUAAAAGUCAUGGAAACAGAACGGUGACACGCGACAGAGGUCAUUUAAGGUCCGCAGGCCUUUUCCACUGUCUCACUUUGCACUUGGGCUUGACACGAGUUGACCUACUGCAGAACCGGAAGGCUGGAAAGCUGAACUCUGAACAUCUGAAGCCGUAAAGCAUCUGGAGAACUAAACCAGUGAAUAACUGAUUGAAGAAGGAAAAAAGCUAACUACAUGAGAAAUGCCUGUUAGCAGAGCACCAAUUAAAGAGGAACACCUGCUGAUGGGAGGCCAGCGAGACCCGGACAAUCAUCAUGGAGCAGGUGUCUCCUAUAUUGUAAAUCAUCCUGCAGCCGAAGGGAUGCCUGAGCUGAUCAGGAAGAAUGAAGAGGAAGUCGUGGUCAUUCCCAUACUGUCCUCUGAUGAAGACGAUGAUGAGGCAGUCCUUAGUGAAAAUGAAGGUGAAGGCAUCCCCCCUCUCUCCACUGAUGAGGAUGAGGAUGAAGAAGGUGUGGGCAUCCCCCCUCGUUCCACUGAUGAUGAGGAAGAAGAGGUUGAGGAAGAAGAAGGUGUGCGUGUUCCUGCACGCCCUCUGAUGAUGAGGAUAAUCUUGGGAAUGAGAGUGACGAAGAGGGCACUGAUGAGGACACCAGCGAUGACUGGUCUGAAUUUUCUGACUGGACCAGCGAUGAUUCUGGUUAUGACACCAUGUCAUCCGAGGAGGACGAAGAUGAUGAUGAUGACAUGGAUGAUGGUGAUGAAGAGGAUGAGGAUAAAACUGAAGAUGGCGAGUCUGGUAACGAUGAUGACAACUUCAGACCUCCUCGCUUUGAGGAUCUCCCACCACCAGAACUUUGGCCGGGCUGGGAAGAAUCGGUUCCUCCUGCAUUCAUUCAGUUUGUGCAACAAGUUUUUCAGCAACUGAACGGCAGAACCU